AGGCGGAAGUAGCCGCUGGCAUGGCGGCGGCCUUGCCGCUUGCUGUGCUCGUGCUGCUGCUCCUGGGGCCCGUGGGCAGGGGGCAUGCAGAGCCCCCACGCGACACCCUGCGGGAGGAGCUCGUUAUCACCCCGCUGCCUUCUGGGGACGUAGCCGCCACAUUCCAGUUCCGCACGCGCUGGGAUUCGGACCUGCAGCGGGAAGAAGUGUCUCAUUAUAGGCUAUUUCCCAAAGCCCUGGGGCAGUUGAUCUCCAAGUAUUCUCUACGAGAGCUGCACUUGUCAUUCACGCAAGGCUUCUGGAGGACUCGGUACUGGGGGCCACCUUUCCUGCAGGCCCCAUCAGGUGCAGAGCUCUGGGUCUGGUUCCAAGACUCCGUCACUGACGUGGAUAAAUCUUGGAAGGAGCUCAGUAAUGUCCUCUCGGGGAUCUUCUGCGCCUCUCUGAACUUCAUCGACUCUACCAACACGGUCACUCCCACUGCCUCCUUCAAACCCCUGGGGUUGGCCAAUGGCACUGAUCAUUCUUUCCUACGCUACGCUGUGUUGCCACGAGAGGUCGUCUGCACGGAGAACCUCACCCCGUGGAAGAAGCUCUUGCCCUGUAGCUCCAAGGCAGGCCUGUCUGUGCUGCUGAAGGCCGAUCGCUUAUUCCACACCAGCUACCACUCCCAGGCAGUGCAUAUCCGUCCUGUGUGCAGAAAUGCGCGCUGUACCAGCAUCUCUUGGGAGCUGAGGCAGACCCUUUCCGUGGUAUACGAUGCCUUCGUCACAGCACAGGGGAAGAAAGACUGGUCCCUCUUCCGGAUGUUCUCCCGAACCCUUACAGAGCCCUGUCCCCUGGCUUCAGAGAGCCGAGUCUAUGUGGACAUCACCAGCUACAACCAGGACAAUGAGACGUUGGAGGUGAACCCGCCCCCAACCACCACAUACCAGGACGUCACCCUCGGUACCCGGAAGACCUACGCCAUCUACGACUUGCUUGACAUGGCCGUGAUCAACAGCUCCCGUAACCUCAACCUCCAGCUCAAGUGGAAGAGCCCUCCCGAGAAUGAGACCCCUCCGGCACCCUUCCUGCACGCCCAGCGAUAUGUGAGUGGCUACGGGCUGCAGAACGGAGUGCUGAACACGCUGCUGUACAACACCCACCCGUACCGGGCCUUCCCCGUGCUGCUGCUGGACGCCGUGCCCUGGUACCUGAGGCUCUACGUGCACACCCUCACCAUCACCUCCAAGGGCAAGGAGAGCAAACCGAGUUACGUCCACUACCAGCCCGCGCAGGACCGGCUGCAGCCGCACCUCCUGGAGAUGCUGAUCCAGCUGCCGGCCAACUCGGCCACCAAGGUCUCCAUUCAGUUUGAGCGGGCGCUGCUCAAGUGGACCGAGUACACCCCGGACCCCAACCACGGCUUCUACAUCAGCCCGUCUGUCCUCAGUGCCCUCGUGCCCAGCGUGGUGGCAGCCAAGCCCGUGGACUGGGAGGAGAGCCCCCUCUUCAAGACCCUGUUCCCAGCGUCGGACAGCUCGAGCCAUUUUGUGCGCCUCUACACGGAGCCCCUGCUGGUGAACCUGCCCACGCCGGACUUCAGCAUGCCCUACAAUGUCAUCUGCCUCACGUGCACGGUGGUGGCCGUGUGCUAUGGCUCCUUCUACAAUCUCCUCACCCGAACCUUCCACAUCGAGGAGCCCAGCACGGGUGGCCUGGCCAAGCGGCUGGCCAACCUUAUCCGGCGCGCCCGUGGUGUCCCCCCGCUCUGAGAUUUGCCUCCACAGCGGGGCUGCUGUUUCUCUCUGGGGAGGGCUGGUGGUGACCCCAAGGGCUCUUCCUGCCACUCGCUCUCUUCAGAGUUGGCUUUUAAACCAAACUGCCCCUGGACGAGGCCAGGGCUUAGAUGCGCUGUGCAGUUCAGGAGCCACGAGCCAGAUGUGGCAUUUGAAUUUAAAUUCAUUUAAAUUAAAAAUUCAUUUCCUCUGCUG
Neomonachus schauinslandi (Hawaiian monk seal) is the source of this 1976-nucleotide messenger RNA. It is a transcript of the gene PIGT, whose product is annotated as phosphatidylinositol glycan anchor biosynthesis class T. The transcript has 12 exons. NCBI's taxonomy places the organism in Eukaryota, Metazoa, Chordata, Mammalia, Carnivora, Phocidae. The record is from RefSeq and is a predicted model, not a curated record. Bases 21 to 1757 code for a protein of 578 amino acids. Gene Ontology annotation, biological process: attachment of GPI anchor to protein. Gene Ontology annotation, cellular component: GPI-anchor transamidase complex.